Molecule: messenger RNA, 734 nt
Organism: Trypanosoma cruzi
Lineage: Eukaryota; Euglenozoa; Kinetoplastea; Trypanosomatida; Trypanosomatidae
Product: inositol phosphatidylinositol phosphatase, putative
Exons: 1
Biological process (GO): phosphatidylinositol dephosphorylation
Molecular function (GO): phosphatase activity
Source: RefSeq, a predicted model, not a curated record
AUGAUUCCAGGGCUUCCUCCGGCGUUUGAUGUGGAAUGCAACCGCAUGGAAGAUGUGUUUGCGUCGGUAAAAAGCCGCACCGUCGGGAAGGAUGGCAAUCUACUUUCGCCGGAAGAAUCGUGGGUGCUGCGGGAGUUGCAGUACUAUGAGAAUCUGUACACGGAACAGCAGGAACUUACGGUGUGUCUUGUCACGUUCAACGUUGCGUGCAAGAAACCACCUGCAAAUUUGGCCGCCCUCAUUUCACUUAAAAUGGCGGAGGACACAAACAGGCCCGUGGACCUCAUAAUGGUCAGCCUUCAGGAAGUUGACAUGAGCGCCUCUGCCAUGUUAAAGGAGGAAACGGAAGCAUCUACACCAUGGGUCGUGGGACUCCACGCCGCCGUGGGCGCAGAUUCUCGGUCACCAAGCAACACCCCAUAUUAUGCCUUUCCACCCAAGCAACUUGUUGGCCUCUUAUUAUGUGUCUACCUACGACGCCAACUUCUCCCCUACAUGCAGGAGAUGUCUGUUGCGACUGUUGCGACAGGAGCGCUGGGUAGCAUGGGAAAUAAAGGUGCUAUUGGUCUUCGUCUUGUGCUACACCGCACCAGCCUGUGUCUUAUAAAUGUUCACUUAGCUGCUGGUCAGAGUAAUGUGGUGAAACGUAAUGCAGAUGCAAGUAGCAUAUUUACCGGUAUGGAUUUUAAUGUGCAAAAACGACAGGCGUUAAUUGCUUCCGUAGAGGACGGGUA